CGGCCUGUCUCGAUGAGCGCCGAAUGGUACCGGUUUUUACCGUGUCUUUACGAGCGUUAUCUGUGGGUACUACGAUAACCGUACCGGUAUUAUCGACCUUUUCACCUGAAGGAGAUUCCGAGAUGGCAGCUCUCGGGAAAUCCUCGUUAUUGUGCAGGUGUCUCGCCUCAUCUAAAGUGAUUCGGACCUCAAAACAACUUUCACAGGAUGCCGCCAUCAGACAUGGACUUGUCGGCAUGGUCGGAAGAACACCACUGGUCCGUUUGAAUAAGCUGAGCGACGAAACAGGAUGCGAGAUACUGGCCAAGGCAGAGUUCUGUAAUGGCGGAGGGUCCGUGAAGGAUAGGGCUGCCUUGUUCCUCAUUAAAGACGCCGAGAAGAAAGGUCUUUUAAAGCCGGGAGGAACGGUGGUAGAAGGAACAGCCGGGAAUACUGGGAUCGGAUUGGCACAUAUUUGUCUGGCACUCGGUUAUAAAUGUGUAAUAUACAUGCCGAACAACCAAUCACAGGAGAAGAUCGACUGUCUAAGAACCCUUGGCGCGGAGGUUCGACCCGUGCCUGCCGUGCCCUUUACUGAUCCCAAUAACUACAACCACCAGGCUGACAGAUUUGCCCAGAGUCUGAGUAACGCCGUGUGGACGAACCAGUUUGACAACCAUGCCAAUAAGACAGCUCAUAUAGAGACUACAGGACCGGAAAUUUGGCAACAGACGGGUGGGAAAGUAAACGCUGUGGUGUUUGGUACUGGCACAGGUGGAACGUUAGCAGGUGUUGGUACCUACCUCAAGGAAAAAAAUGCCAACAUACAGGUGUUCCUGGCAGAUCCGCAGGGGAGCGUUCUGUGUAGUUAUAUAAAACACGGAACACUGGAAAGGUCAGAGGGAAGUUCAAUAGCGGAGGGUAUAGGUCAAGGUCGAGUCACCAACAACCUCAAGGACGCUCCCAUUGAUGACGCCAUGACGAUAAUGGACACGGAUGCAGUCGCCAUGACAUUUCGACUUCUCCACGAAGAGGGUCUGUUUGUUGGAGCGUCCACAGGACUAAAUGUAUCUGCCGCCGCGCAAGUAGCUAAACUAAUGGGGCCAGGACACACUAUAGUCACGUGUCUGUGUGACACUGGACAGCGAUACUACGCAAAACUCUUCAGUAGAAAAGUACUAACAGAGAGAGGUUUACUCGACUGUAUACCAGAAGCGUAUCGACGAUCUCUUCAUGAUUAAACAACCACCGACGAUCUCUUCAUGAUUAAACAACCACCGACGAUCUCUUCAUGAUUAAACAACCACCGACGAUCUCUUCUUGAUAAGACAGCCACGGGCAAUCUCUUAAUUAUUAAACAACCACCGACGAUCUCUUCUUGAUAAGACAGCCACGGGCAAUCUCUUAAUUAUUAAACAACCACCGACGAUCUCUUCAUUAUAAACAAUCACGGACGAUCUCUUCAUGGUUAGACUACCGACGAAGAUCUCCUCAUUAAACGGAAUCAAAUCAUGAACCGUUUGAUCAUCAAAAGCCGACAGAGGCUUUACGAAAAGUCUCCUGAUAUUGAACAUUUGAAACACAGGCAUAGUUCAGCAAUUUACUUGCGUGGUGAUUAUCCCAGAAAGGAAUGGAUACGAUGGAAACCUUAUUAAUCAUGUCAUAUUUUAAUUGUAUGUUUAUGUAUUUAGAAUCAUACUUGCCAUAAAGAUCACCGCUUUAUAACAAAUAUCUCUCUUGGCGUUGUUAGUUUUUUUAUUACAAAUAUCUCAUAACGUCAUUUAGUUCUUUUAAGCAUUAAACUGGCCUUGGAAGGUUAUGGUUCUAUCAUUCUCACAGGAUUGCAGAUAAAUUGAAUAACGCGUGUUAAGGAGCAGUUUGAUAUUUAUAUUUCCGUUUCAAAAUUUAAAUUCUUCUUUUAUCGAAUCUGAACAGUGUUAUCACAUUCCAAAGUCAAAUUUCGCUACCGUUCCCAGUAAAAAAGUAUAGUUCAUGGAAGUAAACACAAACUCAUUUAAUUUAAACGUUUAGAUAAAUAUUUUCACUAUGAUGGUAUUCACCUUUUACACAAGAUAGCUACAUAAACAGUUUCAUUGAU
Molecule: messenger RNA, 2077 nt
Organism: Pecten maximus
Lineage: Eukaryota; Metazoa; Mollusca; Bivalvia; Pectinida; Pectinidae
Product: cysteine synthase 1-like
Cellular component (GO): cytoplasm
Molecular function (GO): cysteine synthase activity
Source: RefSeq, a predicted model, not a curated record